AUGGCUCGGACAAGAUCAUCAGCAAAUGGUCCGGGACCGCCCUCGGAAACUAGGCGUCGACGACGCCCUGGGCGUCCUCCCACUCAGGUCGCAUCUCGCCCUCUUCAAGAGCAGCCCGAGAGACUCGCCCAACCGUCUUACACGCAACCCCAGACACCGAGAAACCUUCAGACCUUUGCCAGAAUCAUGGGACGGCCGGAUUAUGCAUUCUCGGAGUCACGACAGUCUCUGCCGCCAUCAGCCUAUGGCCCACCAGCUCGUCGUACCGCUCAUGUCAACGGCGAACGAGCCCAGAGCUUCUCUUUAAGUCAGGUCUCGCCGGUUCACAGUGACGCCGAUCAUGAAUUCACAUCUCAGAGUGUCGUUGGCAACAGCAUCAGCAUUUCCGACGAUGAGGAAAACGACGAAGUCAACGACCAGGAACAUGUGGGGCUCAACAGCCAGGGCAUGCACGAAGAUGGAGUCGGAGAUACAGACAUCGGGGACGACGUCCAACCGCACAGUUCGCGCAAGUUAUCAGAGGCCGCUGGCGCCUUAUUUGAAGCAGAGAGACGUUCGCAUUCCGACUCAGACCCAGAUCCGGAUGACCCUUUGGCUCAGGACAAAGUCCAUGGCAUGGACAUGAUGCGCAGUCUCUGUUUGGACGACUUGAAUCAUGCUGCGAAACGUCUUUUUCAACAGCUUUCUAUGCCUGUCGAGAUGCCAAUCUGGGCCGAUCUCGUCGACGUCCACAGGAAAGCCUUCGCCAACUACCUGAGACUGUACGCUGACCAGGAUAUUUUCAUCCCCUGGCGUACUAUCGUUAACUCUCUCGACCCGAAUGUUAAUAUUAAGGCUCAAGGUAUCUUAGCUGCAGCUAAUUUGACUAUUCUUGCCGACGAGCUCUUCCGGGUUGCCGAUGGGACGGACCCGACUGCUCUUUUCGUGCGUUUGGAUCGAGAUUUCCCUGACCCCUUUCUGCCGUGGUCGGACGAUUUAAGCGCCGAAGACGAGCCCUGGAGCUUGACCGACCAAGCUGUUUGUGUCGCCUUGGAGAUCCGGACCCAACACUUCAUUGCGGCCCUCGUGGAAUCGAUCGACGACCAUGACAACGAUCCGGACUAUGUUGUUCAGAUGGUAGACUCCGUCUUCUCCCACACACUAGAUUCAAACGACUCGCUCCCCUUUGCAUCCCAGAGGGAGAGGCUCGUUGCUAGGAUAGCUGGUUAUCGACCUCCGAUCCCCGAUGAUGUGGCAGAAAAGUCUGCCCAGCGAAUCAAUGAAAUUCUACAACAUGAUGCGUUUGAGACGGUUGCCGAAUUCAUUUCAUCUUUGAGACGUGAAUUUCCUCUCACCGGAGGCUCCGGAUUGGUACCAGCACUCAUCGGCUUGGCGUCUGAACAAUUUGGAAAAAUACAAUCCGCCCUUGUCGACGUUCUGGAAGGAUCACCAAGUGCCCGAGGGUCGUCGAUGCCUAUCGGUGAUGCUGAAGGCUCACGACAUGCCUCCCAACCAUCACCCCAAGAUAUUAUUCGUCCACAAGAGUCUAUCGAGAAUCCCAUUCGCAUUAGCAAGAGCACAGUGGGACUGCUCAUGAACUUACGGAACCAUGCAUCGCAACAAGCAAGAGAUGACCGCAGUCAAGCCUCCCGCAUGUCUGACACGGGGAGUGAUGCAUACUUCAGAGGAAUUCUGAGCCGGAUCCCGGUCAAUCGGAUUGCCUCGUCUAGGUUGCCGGGCUCGUCAUCGCGGAACGGACCCAGCCAGCGCGCCGAGCGCCCUCCCACAAGUUCUCACCCGACCCAGAGCCGCAAACGCCGUGGCGCUGAAGAAGACGAAGAAGAAGAAGAAGAGGAAGAAGAAGAAGUGAUAGAAGCGAAUGACGGUGACGAGAGCGACGGCGACUUUCAACAAGAUAGAAGACGUCUCGACGAAGCAAGUCGCCGGGCCGAGAUCGACCGCAGAGCCCUGCCGCCGCCCGCUAAAAGACCUCGCAUAGGCCCACCCUCGUCCAUGCCGUCCACGCGACCCGCGGCGCCGACUAGCACCGCCUUGCAUCCCCAGGCCAGGCAGCGGGUCCGUCGUCGCGACCACCCUGCCCCUAUCGACGACAGGGAAGCCACAGACGACCGAGGCCGAGAAGGGCAAGAGCAGGCCCUGGAUUAUCGCGCCAUCUCCGAGCAAAACCGCAGCCACAACCGUCACCUAGAACAAUUGGUUUCCGGGGAGCAGCGCGUACAGAGACGUGUGCCGUGGUCGAACGGCGAUGUGGACAAGUUGCUCAAAUACAUCCACCAGUUCGACUGUCACUGGGCCAAGAUCUUCCACCACGCAAAUCCAGUGUCUGAAGACAGAAAUGAAGCCCCGCCUCCCUACGCCCCUAGGCAACACUUUGAGCAUUAUCGUGACCAGCAGGCCGUCCGUGAUAAAGCGCGGAACCUCAAAGUCGACUUUUUGAAGUGA
Sodiomyces alkalinus F11 is the source of this 2442-nucleotide messenger RNA. RefSeq lists its product as hypothetical. The record is from RefSeq and is a predicted model, not a curated record. NCBI's taxonomy places the organism in Eukaryota, Fungi, Ascomycota, Sordariomycetes, Glomerellales, Plectosphaerellaceae. The transcript has 5 exons. The coding region runs from base 1 to 2442 and encodes 813 amino acids.